Molecule: messenger RNA, 717 nt
Organism: Naegleria gruberi
Lineage: Eukaryota; Heterolobosea; Eutetramitea; Acrasida; Naegleriidae
Exons: 2
Coding region: 1-717 (238 amino acids)
Biological process (GO): protein phosphorylation; mitotic DNA damage checkpoint signaling
Cellular component (GO): cytoplasm; nucleus
Molecular function (GO): protein serine/threonine kinase activity; ATP binding
Source: RefSeq, a predicted model, not a curated record
AUGGAUUAUCUAAAUGAGCACUGUCCUAGAUUUGGAAUUACUGACGAACACAUUAGCAUGUAUUCAGAUAUUGCAGAGAGAUACAUUUCCUUUGAUAAGUAUAGUACAUGCCCAAUUGUUUCUGUAUUGCAAAAAGAACUUCCUUUCGUUCAUAGUGUUUCAGCAAGUCCAAAUCAAUUUUCACAUGGAAAGACAGAUUUGGUUAUUAAGAAAUAUUCCUUUGAGAAAAGUUAUGAUUUAAAAAAGGAUGAAAUUACUCUGGUCAUGGAAUACAAGAAUGGAACUGGUUAUACACCAAAGAAUUUUAAAGAUAUUCAAAGUUACAUGAGUCAAUUAUUGAAUGCAUGUGCCUACAUGAGACAUAAUUUUGUAACUCAUCACAAUUUGAAACCUGAUAAUAUCGUUUAUGAUAGAAAUGAUUCAGUGCUGAAAAUAAUUGAUGUUGAAUAUUGUAGACAUGUUGCUGGACGAUUUAAUAUUGGAAAUCCAUUUUACAAAGCUCCUGAAAAAGAGAAUUACGGCACUGUAGGACCAUCCUCUGAUAUGUACAGUGUUGGAAUUAUUUUUCGAAAUAUUGUUAAAUCUAAUUAUUAUGAAAAGACAAGAGAAUCAGGUCAAUUAGCAGAUGCUUUGAUUUUGAAAAUGCUUUCGAAAUAUAAGGAGGUCAGAAUUGAUCCAUUAAGAGCACUUGAACAUGAAUUUUUUACAAUAAAUUAA